This is a messenger RNA of Myxocyprinus asiaticus (Chinese sucker), 2490 nucleotides long. RefSeq lists its product as uncharacterized. The record is from RefSeq and is a predicted model, not a curated record. Lineage: Eukaryota; Metazoa; Chordata; Actinopteri; Cypriniformes; Catostomidae.
GAAUCACUGAAUGCAUCAAUGACACUUGUAUUAUUACAGUUAAUAUGACAGCAUGCACAGAGCACGGGACAAUAAAUAAAGUGCCUUUGGUGUUUAAGGUGUCACCUGGAGAGGCGCGCGGGACAUUCCCAUGGCUAAAACCAAGAACAACAGCAAACUGGACACUUUUCUUAAGAGAAACACUAGCCGUGAUUUAUACGAGCGGAUCCGAGCCUGCGAGCCGUGUGUGGUGGUGUCAGGCUCGGUGAAGAAGGUUUUCAUGCAUGUGAUAUUGAGCGAUGAGCGCAUCUACCUGAGCGAAUAUCACCCGCGCGCGCUGCGCAAGGCGCUCAGCUUCAGAAACAUCACGAGCAUUGAGCUGAUCAAUGAUUGGCCAGAUUUCCUCAGCGGACGGGACCGAGAACGUUCAUUGCAUAUUCGUGUUGUCCAUACUGCAAAUAAUGCUGGAAAAAAGAGCGAAGCACCCCAAGGAUCAAGCCAGAACAAGCCAGAAUGUCCAUCUGUGUCUCCAUCGCAACGCCAUGACUUGGGUGUCCGCCAAUCCCUGGAGGAGAUGAGCCAUGUACUCUUGUCGACAUGUUCAGCUCCAUCUGAGUCCUCGGCCUGGAGAAUCUCUCCCACAUCAAUGAGACUAGAGAAAGAAGAAGGUGGCAUCAUUACAAAGAGAUGUUCAGCUUCGUGUCCAAACCCGGAUGUGUUGGAUCUGGGCCUAUUUCAUACCUUCCCACAACCCCCAUCCUCCGCUCCCCAGCAUCACCAAUAACCAGCGUUGACCCCUGCUCAGACUGACAGGCCUGCAGUAUCCAGCCGCAGGAGUUCAAUCCUUACACGACUGAUGAGGAGAACUCUAGCAGAGAAGGACAGAGAGAAAGAGGAGGAUGAGAAAGAGGAAGAAUUGCACCUGUAUGCUGUAUCUCCUACAUCUUUAAUAUAUCUGCACCUACAGAGUGCCUGGAGCAGUUACCUUAUUAGAUCUACUUUGAUGCUGGACCCAGUGCACAGGAAGAGAUGUGGCAUAUCCUGCUCUUUUCCAGAAAAACAGCGAUGUCACAAGAUUAGCUGGGAGCGGACGUAUCAUUUGUUUAGUCAGUUGAGUGGCGAGCUGCUACAGGAAGACAUCAGUCUCGAGAGUCUGUAUUUACUACUGCAGGAGCUGCACACCGCCACAUACCGCAACCCGACCAUCAAAAAACUCUUCUGGAGGUCACCUGACCUUUAUCCUUUCCUGGUCAAAACACUCACUGAAAGCUCUCAGGUCACUCUGGAAAGAGUUCACAAAGCCGACAGACUUCUACUUUGCAUUUUAGUUGUUCAGAUACUGAGCCUGAUGUUCAGGGAAACAGAGACUGAAGCGGCACGACUCAGCAUGCUGAUGGCUAAACAGGGCGCUCUUACAGCAAACAUGCUGCUCGCUUUGGUGUGUGAUCCAGAGCUUCAGCUGCCAGACUCCACAAAUGUCUCACAAUCUUCAAAUACUAAGCUGCAGGGUCUGCAGGCAGACUAUCUGGAUGCAGCAUCUGCUCUGCUGUUUGAGGUUGUUGUGCUCUUUCAGGAAGCCAGUCUCACCCCUGCUCUAGGGCACUUCCUUACUGUCAGCUGGGUGUUUCGAUUGCUUAAACCUCAUCCAUUCUUGCUGCCGUUUGUUGGAUAUCAGGCCCAGCAGGUUGUUCUUGUUCUCUCAGACCUGCAGUGUCCCAUCAGCCCAUCUCUAGCAGUUCUUCUGUACCAGCGGUGCUGUGUUCUGUUAGCAUGUCUGCAGCACAGCACCUUCCUGAGCAAAUACAUCAGGACAGGCUUCAAAGAGGAGUUCAGGUACUAUGUGACGACCUCAGGACUUGAGCACAAGCUGCCCCAGCAUUACCCUAUCAGUCAGCCUGCACAGCACCUUUUGUCCCAACUACUCAGUCUGGUUCUCAAGAAACCCUGAGAUCUGCUUAAAUCUCUUAUUCCUGCAAAAACACAGUUCUGGUAUGGUAAUGUGCCUUUAAAUGAAUGUGCAGCACCUUAAGCUUGGAUUCAAGUCUUGUGUUGUGUCUUACUGUGUGUUGAACAGAGACUGUCGGAUUCUGCUCUGUUUAGCAAAUUGCCUUUGUCUGCACUCGGGAUUAUAAUACUGUAAUAAGUGUUAAGAUGGAGAUAUUAUGGCAAAACAAACUACAUUUUACGGACAUCACAGAACAUUUAAAAUAUGGAAUUAACUUAACUAUUUAUUAUAUAUUAAUAUAACGUCUGUACUUGUCAUUAAAUAAAUUAGGAGACCUCUCUAAUAUUUCAGACUGAUCACAGUAUUUAUUUUCAGAUUAAUAUGUACAACAGUGUCAUAAAUGUUCUUCAGACUCUGUCACUGUAAUUAAAAGCACUGGCAAAAAUGCACUUCUUUUAUUUUGGUUGGUUUUUUUUUGGAUGCACUCUCUCUGUGAGUUGAGGAUUGUACUGAUUUUUAGGAAUUCAAUUUACCUAAAGACCUGAAAUAAAGAUUUAUUUUAAACA